ACAGUGGAAACAACGAAUCAAGAAAACCAGCAAGAAUGGCAUGAACUUUUGAGCGAAUUUUUUUUGAAAAUUCAAAUGGUUGAAACAAAUAGGGCUUUUCAAAUGGAAUUGAUUGUUCUUUCUUCUGAGCAUGAAAAGCAAAUAACAAAGUAUUUAGAUCGAUUAUUACAAGAGUUAACG
Molecule: messenger RNA, 180 nt
Organism: Racocetra persica
Lineage: Eukaryota; Fungi; Glomeromycota; Glomeromycetes; Diversisporales; Gigasporaceae
Source: the annotation of a GenBank genome assembly